AACAUCAACAUUUAAUUCAGUUGCAAGUUUGAAAUGGAGUGUCAGGCAAACGGUGAUCCAAAGACGGGAGCAGCAUCCAUGAAAUGUGGUGUUGUGGCUGGAGAUGAGCAAUUCAAUGCACGUGCCGGAGUUUUUGCGACGAAGGACAGCGUUGCCGGACCCGUCACCAAAGGCGUCUAUGGAGCAGUGAACUCCAAUGGACAUAGCCUAUCACUGCAACAUGGGCACACGGAACACUUUGGCAGCAGCACUACGGCUGCCGCACAAGCGAAUCUCUUCCAGAAUAAGCAGGCUGCUGUAAAUGCCACCGCUUUCCACACUCACAAUCGCACUCACGAUCAAUUUGGCGGCGGACUGAAUAUGCAAACGGCUGCUGGCCACUCAGCGGCUCUGGGUGUCACUCAUGUGCCCCAGUUCAAUAUGACGACAGCGAAUGUCGGUGGCAGAGCCAAUCUGUACACCUCGCCUAGUGGCAAUCUCAAUGUGAAUGCCACAGCCAAUGCGACACGCCAUCUCAGCGGACCCUUCAACGGCCAGAAAGAUUUUGGAGCUGGUCUCGGCUUGCAAUAUAAAUUUUAGACAUGACACUAUAAAUUAACUUAUCCAACAAUAUCUUACUUAUAUACCAAUAAUAAGAAAAUAUAUUCAU
Molecule: messenger RNA, 649 nt
Organism: Drosophila grimshawi
Lineage: Eukaryota; Metazoa; Arthropoda; Insecta; Diptera; Drosophilidae
Product: attacin-A
Exons: 2
Coding region: 34-579 (181 amino acids)
Biological process (GO): defense response to bacterium
Cellular component (GO): extracellular region
Source: RefSeq, a predicted model, not a curated record